UCACUAUUUACUAUUUACUAGCAGUUAGUAUGGAGUAUACUUAGUCAAAAUGAUGAACUAAAAGAUGCCUCUCUUCUCCUUAGGCGCCGGUGUUCUCGAACAUGCUUCGAUGACCUUCUGCCUUCUGUAAGAAGCUGAAUAAUAGCUCCGGGUCGUCCUCUUCUUUCGAGUCUUUGUCUGACCUUCAUUACUCGUAUACCGUAUUCUUCCUAUCCUUAACUGACCCCGCCGUAUACCCUACCCCUCAUGGCUUCCAAUCGCGGGCGGCGCAUCGCAAAGGAAAUCUCCGACAUCCAUGCCGACACGCUCUCGCAUAUCACGGUAGAACCGGUGGGCGACAACGAGGACCUCACGCAUCUCCGAGGCUCAUUUCCCGGGCCUCCCGGCACCCCGUACGAGGGUGGUACCUUUGUGAUCGACAUCCAAGUCCCUACCGACUAUCCGUUUCGUCCGCCCCAGAUGAAGUUCGUGACCAAGGUGUGGCAUCCGAACGUCAGCAGCCAAACAGGUGCCAUUUGCCUAGAUACUCUCGGAGCCGCGUGGUCGCCGGUUCUCACAAUCAAGUCUGCUCUCCUGUCGCUACAGUCGUUGCUGAGCACGCCGGAGCCGAAAGAUCCUCAGGAUGCGCAGGUUGCCAAUAUGCUCCUCUAUCAACCCAAGGAAUUUGAGCUCACGGCCAGGGAAUGGGCCUGGCUCCACGCGGGAGCCCCCAACAAACCCAACAGAACAGGAGGAGAAGGGAGCGGCGGAGCCACCGCCGAGUCGCUCCGGCUGCAAGAGCUCAAGAUCAAGGAAGAUCGAGAAAAGGAAGAUUUGGCCAAGUACGAUGGGUAUAACAAGGACAUGGUCGAUCGGUUCUGCAGUAUGGGCUUCGACGUGGACCGCGUCGUUUCGGCCUUCAAGUAUUUCGGCAUCGACCGAAAUGACGGCGAGGAUUACGAAUUGGAGGAAGCUUACAUGGGAGACGUCACUGCGCGGCUGUUGGGUGAGCCGUGA
Messenger RNA from Aspergillus melleus, 996 nucleotides. It is a transcript of the gene UBC1, whose product is annotated as E2 ubiquitin-conjugating protein UBC1. Gene Ontology annotation, molecular function: protein binding. The coding region runs from base 247 to 996 and encodes 249 amino acids. The record is from RefSeq and is a predicted model, not a curated record. The transcript has 4 exons. NCBI's taxonomy places the organism in Eukaryota, Fungi, Ascomycota, Eurotiomycetes, Eurotiales, Aspergillaceae.